AUGGACUCUGCAGACGCUCUGAUCGAGCUGGCCAAAAACCGGCGCACCAUCUACCAGCUGGGCAAGAACAGCCCCGUCCCAGACGCAAAGAUCGAGGAGCUCGUGAACGCGGCCAUCCAGCACAUCCCCAGCUCGUUCAACACGCAGUCGACUCGUCUGGUCGUGCUGCUGCACCGCGAACACGAGAAACUGUGGGACAUUGUCAUUGACACGUUCAGCCAGCUCGUCAAGUCCGGCACUGUGCCAGAGGAAACGUGGAAGAAGCAGACGCUGCCCAAGUUGCUGGGGAUGAAGGGGGCGGUUGGUACGGUCCUCUUCUAUGAAGAUCCGGCGCAUAUCAAGCCGUUGUCGGAAAAGUUUGCCCUCUACAAGGAUCAUUUCCAGCCGUGGGCGGAUCAUUCCAACGCUAUGCAUCAGUAUUUCCUCUGGAUUGGCCUGGAGGCCCUGGGCUUCGGCGCAAACCUCCAGCACUAUAAUCCCCUCAUCAACGCCCCCGUCGCCAAGCAGUGGAAUGUGCCCGCGGACUGGCGGCUGGUUGCGCAGCUGGUCUUUGGGAGCCCUGAGGGUAGUUCGAACGAGAAGGCGCAGAAGCCGAUUGAGGAGCGGGUAAAGAUCUAUGGAAAGCUUUAG
This is a messenger RNA of Aspergillus terreus NIH2624, 630 nucleotides long. Its product is annotated as nitroreductase family protein. The record is from RefSeq and is a predicted model, not a curated record. Bases 1 to 630 code for a protein of 209 amino acids. NCBI's taxonomy places the organism in Eukaryota, Fungi, Ascomycota, Eurotiomycetes, Eurotiales, Aspergillaceae. The transcript is spliced from 3 exons. Gene Ontology annotation, biological process: cellular response to oxidative stress.